AUGAAUCUUAUCGUGAAGCUUCGGAGAAGUUUUCGAACAUUGAUUGUUCUCUUAGCUACCUUUUGCUUGGUGAGCAUUGUAAUUUCUGCCUAUUUCCUCUACUCUGGCUAUAAACAGGAAAUGACACUUAUUGAAACAACUGCAGAAGCAGAAUGUGCUGACAUCAAAAUCCUACCAUAUCGGUCACUGGAGCUAAAAACAGUUAAACCUAUUGAUACAUCCAAAACUGAUCCUACUGUCCUCCUAUUUGUGGAGAGCCAAUACUCUCAACUUGGCCAAGAUAUCAUAGCUAUCCUGGAGUCUAGCAGAUUUCAGUACCAAAUGGUCAUUGCCCCCGGCAAGGGGGAUAUACCUCCUCUUACAGAUAAUGGCAAAGGGAAAUAUAUUUUAGUUAUUUAUGAAAAUAUUCUGAAGUAUGUCAGCAUGGACUCAUGGAAUCGAGAGCUUUUAGAAAAAUACUGUGUGGAAUACAGUGUUAGUAUAAUUGGUUUUCAUAAAGCCAAUGAGAACAGCUUACCAAGUACACAAUUAAAAGGCUUUCCAUUAAACCUUUUCAAUAAUCUAGCUCUAAAGGACUGUUUUGUCAACCCUCAGUCUCCUUUGCUGCAUAUUACCAAAGCCCCCAAGGUUGAGAAAGGUCCUCUUCCUGGGGAAGACUGGACCAUUUUCCAAUAUAAUCAUUCAACCUACCAGCCUGUGCUUUUAACUGAAUCACAGACCGAAAAAUCCCUUUCAUCCUCAUCUAGCAAAUCACUCUAUGCGACAGUGAUUCAAGAUCUGGGACUUCAUGAUGGAAUUCAGCGAGUUCUUUUUGGCAACAACUUAAACUUUUGGCUACACAAGCUCAUCUUCAUAGAUGCCAUCUCCUUCUUGUCAGGGAAGAGGCUGACACUGUCCUUGGACAGAUAUAUUCUUGUGGACAUUGAUGAUAUCUUUGUUGGGAAAGAGGGAACAAGGAUGAAUGUCAAAGAUGUAAAGGCAUUACUAGAGACUCAAAAUUUACUGCGCACUCAGGUUGCAAAUUUUACCUUCAACCUUGGAUUUUCAGGGAAGUUUUACCACACAGGGACUGAAGAGGAAGAUGAAGGAGAUGACCUUCUGCUUAGGUCGGUAGAUGAGUUCUGGUGGUUUCCUCAUAUGUGGAGCCAUAUGCAGCCUCAUCUCUUCCACAAUGAGUCAUCCUUAGUUGAACAGAUGAUUCUCAACAAGGAAUUUGCACUGGAACAUGGAAUACCUAUCAACAUGGGCUAUGCAGUGGCACCACAUCACUCAGGGGUCUACCCAGUUCAUAUUCAGUUGUACGAAGCUUGGAAGAAGGUCUGGGGUAUUCAGGUCACCAGCACUGAAGAAUAUCCACAUUUGAAACCUGCACGUUACCGAAAGGGCUUCAUUCACAAUAACAUCAUGGUCCUCCCUCGACAGACCUGCGGGUUAUUCACCCACACUAUUUUCUACAAAGAAUAUCCGGGAGGACCCCAAGAAUUGGAUAAAAGUAUCAGAGGAGGUGAACUUUUCCUUACAAUCCUUCUAAACCCAAUCAGCAUUUUCAUGACCCAUUUGUCGAACUAUGGGAAUGACCGCCUAGGGUUAUAUACCUUUGUGAACUUGGCCAACUUCGUGCAGAGCUGGACCCACCUGAAAUUGCAAACUCUGCCUCCAGUACAACUAGCACACAAGUACUUUGAGCUCUUCCCUGAACAAAAAGACCCUCUUUGGCAGAAUCCAUGUGAUGAUAAACGGCACAAAGAUAUUUGGUCCAGAGAGAAAACUUGUGACCACUUGCCAAAAUUCCUGGUCAUCGGGCCGCAAAAAACAGGAACUACUGCACUUUAUUUAUUUCUUCUUAUGCACCCUUCCAUUAUCAGCAAUCUUCCCAGCCCCAAAACAUUUGAAGAAGUUCAAUUCUUUAAUGGCAACAACUACCACAAGGGAAUUGAUUGGUAUAUGGACUUUUUUCCUACUCCACCCAACAUUACAAGUGACUUUCUCUUUGAAAAGAGUGCUAAUUACUUCCAUUCAGAAGAAGCUCCCAAGCGAGCUGCAUCUCUGGUCCCCAAAGCCAAGAUCAUCACCAUCCUCAUCGACCCCUCAGACAGGGCAUACUCUUGGUACCAGCACCAACGAUCACAUGAAGAUCCAGCUGCUCUGAGGUUUAAUUUCUACGAAGUUAUUACAACUGGACAUUGGGCCCCAUCUAACCUAAAAGCUUUGCAAAGGAGAUGCCUAGUACCCGGAUGGUAUGCAGUCCACAUAGAGAGAUGGCUAACUUACUUUGCUACUUCUCAGUUGCUAAUUAUUGAUGGACAGCAGCUGAGAUCUGACCCAGCUACUGUGAUGGAUGAAGUCCAGAAGUUUCUGGGAGUUACACCUCAUUAUAAUUAUUCUGAAGCACUAACGUUUGAUCCCCAAAAGGGCUUUUGGUGUCAACUACUGGAAGGAGGAAAGACCAAAUGUCUUGGAAAGAGCAAAGGACGAAAAUAUCCACCCAUGGAUCCAGAGUCUAGAACUUUCCUCUCUAAUUACUACCGAGAUCAUAACGUGGAACUUUCCAAACUGCUACAUAGACUGGGGCAGCCUCUCCCAUCUUGGCUGAGACAGGAGCUGCAGAAAGUGAGAUAG
Molecule: messenger RNA, 2619 nt
Organism: Nyctereutes procyonoides (raccoon dog)
Lineage: Eukaryota; Metazoa; Chordata; Mammalia; Carnivora; Canidae
Product: bifunctional heparan sulfate N-deacetylase/N-sulfotransferase 4
Exons: 13
Coding region: 1-2619 (872 amino acids)
Cellular component (GO): Golgi apparatus
Molecular function (GO): deacetylase activity; heparan sulfate N-sulfotransferase activity
Source: RefSeq, a predicted model, not a curated record